CAUAGUUAAUGAAUUCUGGUGCGCUGCCCUAUUUAAUCAACAUAAAGACAGGUAGGGGGCGCUACACAAAGUGGGGGCUCGUCCGGGAUCUCCCUCUGGCAAGUCACAACUGAGUUCCUGAAAGAAAAGAAGAAAAAGAAAAGUUAAGCUCAAGCAUACCCUGUUGUUGAAUUUUAAGAGACUGAGAACUGCAUACAGUGUUGUCAUGGCUCUAACAAAAGACCCAUUCCUCCAAGCAGAGUUGGCCAACUGGUGUAAAGAUGCUGGCAUUGAUGAGACUCAUGGUUUAAUGCUUUUAAAUGUACCUGUUCACACAGAAGUGGCUGAAAUUGAAGAGGCGAUGGAAGCCGUAAAAGCGUUAGGAAGAGUUCGUGUAAGAGACACGAGAGAAGGACCUACCUCACGUUCUCUGCUGGUAUUGUGUGAGUGCAAACAAGCCAUUGACCCUAAGCGCAUACCUACUGAAGUGUCCUGGGGAGAAAAGAAUGAGCCAUGGUCAGUCAUAGUAAUUCAGACACAGGAAUCUGCAUCUGACACAGCUACUGGAGAAUUUACUGAAAAGCUUGCAAAGUUCUUGAUGGAAGAAGGAAAGUCUCUCAGUGAUAUACAAGCUUUGAUUUCUCCUCCCAGUGCCCCAGACAGUUCCCCUGAGUCGAUUAUACGCGCCAUGGGUGAGGUCUUUGCAAAAACAGUAAAGCUCCCAAGUGACAGCAACGCUUAUCGUCGCCUGCGCACCUUAUUCAGCCGCUGUGUUCCAACCCCUGUGGGAGAGGAGAAUAUGGAAACUUGGAUGGACCAAGCCAGGCUGAUGAUAACUGAGUGUGACUGCUCUGAAAAAGAAAAAAGACAAAGAAUUGUGGAAAGUCUCAAGGGAACUGCAUUGGACAUCAUAAGAGCUGUUCGAUUUUCAGAUCCUGAAGCAAGUGCUUUGCAGUAUUUGGAAGCGUUGGAGAGCACAUUUGGAUCAUCUGAAUCUGGUGAGGAUUUAUACUUCAAGUUUCGUCUUAUGCGCCAGGGCACAGGGGAGGCUUUGUCUGAAUUUCUGAGAAGAAUGGAGAAGACCCUUAGCAAAGUAGUGGAAAGAGAGGGACUGUCCCUCAGACUGAACAGCGGCCAACACCAUCCCAGUCUGCCUCCACGUCCUUAA
Messenger RNA from Cyprinus carpio (common carp), 1147 nucleotides. Its product is annotated as paraneoplastic antigen Ma2-like. The record is from RefSeq and is a predicted model, not a curated record. NCBI's taxonomy places the organism in Eukaryota, Metazoa, Chordata, Actinopteri, Cypriniformes, Cyprinidae. The coding region runs from base 206 to 1147 and encodes 313 amino acids. The transcript has 3 exons.